Messenger RNA from Chinchilla lanigera (long-tailed chinchilla), 3406 nucleotides. It is a transcript of the gene Garin5b, whose product is annotated as family with sequence similarity 71, member E2. Lineage: Eukaryota; Metazoa; Chordata; Mammalia; Rodentia; Chinchillidae. The coding region runs from base 349 to 3189 and encodes 946 amino acids. The transcript has 11 exons. The record is from RefSeq and is a predicted model, not a curated record. Gene Ontology annotation, cellular component: nucleus.
GUCACACUUGCUAGGCAGGUGCUCUCCCACUGAACUGCCAUUUUGUUCAUUAUUUUGAGGCAGAGUCUUAUGAAGUUGUCUAGCCUGGCCUUGAUUUGCAAUCUUCCUGCCUCAGCCUCCCAAGUAGCUGGGAUUACUGGUAGGUACAUGCCGCUAUACCUGGCAGAAUUGUGAUUCUGCUUUGGAUGAACCUCAUUUGAAAACUGGUACCCCUUUCUUUACAGCUCAGGGUUCAGGGACAGCGACACAUGCCGACAUAUUAGCGAUGAGGAAACUGAGACUAGGCAUGGGUUCGAGUCUUACCCAGGGCCCAGCAGAGGGUCAGUGGUUAAUGGUCCACUUCCAAUCAUGCAGACCUCCCGGGCGGCCCUGCACUGUCCGAGGUUGGGUCCGGGCUCUGAUUCUCCCAUCGGGGCUCCCAGGAUGGGUCCCUGCGUGUCAGCUGAGGUCACAAAGCCCCCUCUGGGCUCCUCCCCCACAGGACCAUGGCCACGGCCUGUGUCCCCCACCCCUGGGGAAGCUGAGCUCCAGGGUCCAAGGCCGGCAGCCUGGGUGGGAUGGGAGUGGGGCCCCUGGGUGGUGGACCCCUGGAUGGGGACCCUUCCCACACCCGCACCUGCAGCCAUCAUGAAGUGCUUCUGGAACACCCGGCCAGCCCAGCCACUCCAGGGGUCCCAGAAGUGGGUCCCUGUUCUGGGCAAGCUGCAGAAGACCCUCCAGAAGGGCGAACACCUGCCCCUGCGUCCCAUGCCCAUGUUCGAGAGUAACUUCGUGCAGGUGACAGAUGCUGGGAGCCCCGUGCUCAUGCAUCACAGCGCUAACCGGGUGACCAUGGGCGUGGCCGCCUCCCUGCCCGGCCUGGUGCUUCCAGACAUCCUGCUCGUCGCCCGCCCCCAGGCCAGGGAUGGCUCCUGCCUCGAGCUGACCAGGGUGAUCCCCCUGGACUGCGCGCGCCUCUACGUCCACAACGUGUCUGCCCGGCGCCUGAAGCUGCGGCUGGUCACCGGCCGCUGCUACUACCUGGCCCUGGAGGCCCCGGACCCCGAGCUGGGCUUCCUGUUCAACUGCUGGGUACGCCUUGCCCACCUGCUCCGGGAGCCGGCCACCGCCCGGCCCCCCCGGCCUCCACACCCACCUGGCCAAGACGCGCUCCUGGCCACAGUGCCUGCCUCCACCUGGCGCCUGCAGGACCUGGCCCACAGCAGCUGCACAGCCGCCAUCGGGGAGCCCGCCUUUCCUCCGAAGAAGCUGAGUAUACAGAAGUCGAGGAAGGCCAAAUGCAGGCUCCAGUCCCGGGCUGUGGGCGACUCUGUGCCUCUCCUCUGGCCAAAGCACGAGUGUGCUGACCUGCGGAUGAAACCCGCAGGAAAGAGGUCCGCCCGCAGUGCCAACACUGACAGAUGUGCCAUCCAAAUCCAUGACCCUGGGAAGCCCAGCAUCACCAUCCGCACCAUCUUCAGCGUCAUCUCCAGCACCGUCCAGCAGGCCUGCGCACCCGAUUCUGAGGAGGCCCCAGGCCGGGAGGGUCUGAUUGCAACUCCUUCCCGCUGUGUGUCCCCUGCCAGCUGCAGCCUUUCCCCACUGGGGUCCUAUGAUUCUUGGGAGACGCUCCUGUGGCAUGGAGACAUCAAGGACUCCCUGGUCCCAGAAGCCAGCACGCGGUCCUCCUCCUCCUCCGGCAAGGCUCCGCCCUCUCCUGCCCUGUUCGUCUUUCCACCCUGUCCCUCUUUCCCCAGCCCCCGGGACAAGGCCAGAGACGCGGAUUUGCAGGUGGGCCAGUGGCCGCCACCCUCCCGGAAGGCCCGGUCUGGUGCUGGCCCACAGCAGAGGGCACCGGGCAUCACGGAGCAGCCUCAGAGGGUGCCAGCUGUCCCGGCCCCAUCCUGGAAGACCCCAACUGUCUCUGCUGGUCCUCAGAAGUCCCCAGCUGCCCCCCACUCAUCCCAGGAGGCCAAAGCUGUGCUCUCCCCACCCUACAAGCCACCACCCCAGGCACUGACAGCCCCACCUGCACACACAGGUCCCCAGAAGGCCGCAUGUCCCCCUGCCCCAGAGAAGCAGCCUCUGCUCCUGCCAUCCUGGGUCCAGCAGGUCCCUGCCCCGCCCCCCCGCCCCCGGGCGGCUCCCAGCCGACCUGCCUUUCAGGGGAAGCCCCCAGCUCAGCUCGACAAGGCGCUGGCGGGACUUCCUGGAGCGGAUGUGACCGAGAAAAACAAGCCCCAGAGGACAGGGGUGCAUGGGGUGUUGGUGGGCGCCCAGGAGACAAAUGUGAUAGACAUGAGGACCCAGAAGGUGUCCCUGGACCUGCCCUUCACCGCUACCACCAAGCAGUCCAAGGAGGUGCUGCUCAGCCAAACCCAGGAGGUCACCCGGGGGGCCUUGCGGGGCCAGGCAAAGUCAGAAGGCACGGCCUGCAGGAGGACGGAGGCGCCGUCGCUGGGCCUGCCUGGUGCGAGGUCCAAAGAGGAGCAGCAGCAGAAGAGCAGGGAGAGGACCCAGCAGGUGGCCAUCAAGGCUCCGGAGCGGGAGUGCAGCAGGGCCUUCUCUGUGGAGGGGCUCAUGAUGGCCAAGCUGAUGAUCAUGGGCAGCUCCAGAGAGCAGUGCCCAAGGCCUCCUGGGGCUUCCCGGCCCUCCUGGCUCUCGGGGACGUCCCGGGCAGCGGCCACAUCGGUGGAUGGCCAGGUCUCGCUGCCCCUGAACCCCAGCCGGCUGUCCUUGCUGGAGGGGACACAAGUGGUGGUCAGGGGGCAGCCAAAGCCCCACCCCUGGGUGAAGGAGAAAGCACAGCAACAGAGGGCGAGGGAGCCCCCCUCGGCGGGGCCUUCCAAGGGCGCCCUGGGCUCCGUGCCUGGCUCUGACAGCCCGCUGGCCGCAGACCCCCUUGUUCCCAUCCCCUUGCCUGCCUCGCUGUGGGAGGACAUGCCGCAGCCCCCGCUCCCGCCAGCCUCCAGCUCGGGAGCCAAAGCCCCAGCCAGGGCACCCCAGCAGUUCUCAAGAGCCCCCCAAGGGCCACCGAGGGUGCCCCGGCAGCGUCCAGCCAUGACAGGGUCGUCCUCAGAAGGCGUCCUGCCAGUGCUCCUGGAAAUUCAGAGUGUGAGGGAAGCAGCCACCAAGGCGCAGAUGACAAAGGGGGACCUAAGCUUCCUUCACCCUCUGGCCAGCGUGCUGCGCUCCCGGCGCCUUCACUAGUGGGUCCCAGUGAACCGCAGCUCGGUGUCAAGCAGUGGAGGAGCCCUGCAGGUCCAGGCCCCACGGCCCCAGGGUGCUGCGCACCCUUCCUCGGAGCGCGGGCAAGGCCGGUGGGGCCCCUCUCCCGGACAGACCGGAGCCGUCUGUGCGUUUACAUAUGGGGAGGGCGGGAAGAGCCUCCGUCAGUAGAAAUUAAAGACCGGAGCCUGGUACUCAG